This is a messenger RNA of Hymenoscyphus albidus, 764 nucleotides long. NCBI's taxonomy places the organism in Eukaryota, Fungi, Ascomycota, Leotiomycetes, Helotiales, Helotiaceae. The record is from the annotation of a GenBank genome assembly.
AGCAUACGGAGUUCGAGUACAUCUACAUACCAAAAGCAUCAACCCAUGAAUAUCAUCCCACACCAACAUGGAAGAAACCGAACCAGUCCAAGCUCGACCUCUCAUCAACUACGUCGUUGGCUUUCUGCUCAUCGGUUUGGCAUGGGGCUUCACAACCCCCUUCAUCCGACGUGCCGCAGUCCAUCACAAGCCUCCACCACAUCCUAUUCUCGAGACCCCUUCCAUUCAAAAUAGCUGGAUAAAGAGCAAAGUCUACGGAGCUUUCUUUGGCGUCACCGACUUGUUGAGGAAUUGGAGAUAUGCUUUGCCCCUGGUGAUCAAUUUAACUGGGAGUGUUUGGUUCUUCUUGUUGAUUGGUCAGGCUGGUAUGUGUUUUCGUUCCCUGCUUUUCCCUCCGAUUUAUUGCCUUGAAGAGUGUGAAACUGGAUUCAAAGGAUAUUGUCGACCUUGAAAAGUUUGGAGGCGAUUCUGGCUAACCCACAACCACAGAACUCAGUCUCACAGUCCCAAUCACCAAUUCCUUGGCCUUCCUCUUCACAGUGCUAGGGGAAUGGUGGGUAGAAAAGAAAGUGAUCUGCAGAGGCGAGUUCUCAAUCGUAUUCUUCAGUACCAAUUACUAACAAAGUAUGAAGAUACUUGGAUAGGAAUGACCUUGUCGCUUGUAGGAAUAGCUCUCUGUGUACAGAGCAAAAACACUUAGAUCUACUAAUGAAGUACAAAAAUUCUUCGCUCAAUGAUUCAUAAAUCCUCGCUUGAAAUGCACA